AUGGCGGUCGGAGGCUGCCGCUACCAGUUCCGGAUCGCGCUGCUGGGGGACGCGGCCGUGGGCAAGACGUCGCUGCUGCGGCGCUAUGUAGCGGGCGCGCCCGGGGCCGCGGAGCCCGAGCCCGAGUCCGAGUGGGCGCCCACGGUGGGCGUCGAGUUCUACAGCCGCAAGCUGCAGCUGCGAGCCGGGCCGCGAGUCAAGCUGCAGCUCUGGGACACCGCGGGCCACGAGCGCUUCAGGUGCAUCACCAGGUCCUUCUACCGGAAUGUGGUGGGUGUCCUCCUGGUCUUUGAUGUGACAAACAGGAAGUCCUUUGAACAUAUCUGCGACUGGCACCAGGAGGUCGUGGCCACUCAGGGCCCGGACAAGGUGAUCUUCUUACUGGUUGGCCACAAGAGUGACCUGCAGAGCACCCGCUGUGUCUCGGCCCAGGAGGCAGAGGAGCUGGCUGCCUCCCUGGGCAUGGCCUUCAUGGAGACCUCCGCCAAAAAUAACUGCAAUGUGGACCUGGCCUUCAGCACCCUUGCUGACGCAAUCCAGCAGGCCCUGGAUCAGGGGGACAUCAAGCUGGAGGAGGACUGGGGGGGCGUCCGGCUCAUCCACAAGACCCAAGUCCCCAGCGCCCCCCCCAGGAAGCAGCCCCCAGCGCUCCCGAGCCUGGACGCGGAGACGCGCUGAGUCUGGACGCUGCUGCACAGGCGAGGACUGGGCAGGGAGUUUCAGGGCAAGCCUACCUGGGAGCCUCCUUAGGUUCUCAGACUUGGAUGAGUCUUAAAUGUGUGCCCUGAACCUCAGGAUCGCUGCCCAGUGCCCCUACUCCAAGGCCAGGUGCUGGAUCUGGAUCUGGGAGGCAGGGAUGAAGGUGAGCGAGCAUCUCCUAGGUUGGGCACAUAGUGGACACUGUGAUGAGGCACCAAGAUGUCCCUACAGGGCUGCAGACCCCACAGCCUUCUACCCCCACCCCUAAAACACCCCCUCCCCCAGCUGCUGGGAGUGCUGCCGAUGAUGGUGGGCUCACAGCACCCUCUGGGAACUGCCUGCCCCUCAGGGUUGCCUACAUCCGGUGUUGAUCUGUUGAAUCUGUUGGGGGGUGGGGGAGUGUUUAAAGGCCCGGUUCUCUUGCCCCAGCUCGGAAGCUCAAACCCAGCUUCAUCACUCUUCGUGGGGCUGAUUGAGGCCAUUGUUCUUACAACAUCACAGCUAAAUUCUUCCUCUGCUCAGUCCCACUUUCCUCCCUUCCUCCCCCAAGCAGGUAUUGAUCUCAAGAACCCUCUAAUCAAUGUCUGCUCGCUAAUCCUCAGCUCAGCAAUUGCCUCCUGGGGAACAGGAACAGCUAGGCAGAGAAUGUCCUAGGGCAAUCAGGGAGGGUUUCCUGGAGAUAGUGUUUAUGUUGGUAAGAAUCUCAGCGCGCCUGGGUGGCUCAGUUGGUUAAGCGACUGCCUUCGGCUCAGGUCAUGAUCCUGGAGUCCCGGGAUCGAGUCCCACAUCGGGCUCCCUGCUCAGCAGGGAGUCUGCUUCUCCCUCUGACCCUCUUCCCUCUCAUGCUCUCUAUCUCUCGUUCUCUCUCUCUCAAAUAAAUAAAUAAAAUCUUUAAAAAAAAAAAAAGAAUCUCAGCAGGUGUAGAGGGGGUGUCAUUCUGCUAGUAGGCACAGAAAGGGCAGGAACAGUUCCACAGCAAAAAAGAGCACAGCCACUUCACUCACUUUGUGACCUGGGGCUUACGAGGGUCUCGGAUUCCUCCUCAGCAUCAUGUAACUGAUAAUCCCUUCUUCCUAGGGUUCUUGGGAGGUUUCCAGUCAGGGAGGGCUUCUUAGCUUCCUCCCCAUGGGGCUGGGCCAGGGUGGGUCUCCCUUUGCACUGCCUCCUCCCUACCUCCUCUCUUAAAACAGUCAUCCCUCAUCCUUAUGAUAGUCUUGCAAGGUUGGCACGGUUACCCUCAUUUCACCAAUGGGGAAGCUUGGAGAGGGAGAGAGAAAUGACUGACUUGUUUUUGAGAAUGUUAUCAUUCCUUCAUCAAUUAAAAAAAA
This is a messenger RNA of Zalophus californianus (California sea lion), 2027 nucleotides long. It is a transcript of the gene RAB42, whose product is annotated as RAB42, member RAS oncogene family. The record is from RefSeq and is a predicted model, not a curated record. The transcript has 3 exons. NCBI's taxonomy places the organism in Eukaryota, Metazoa, Chordata, Mammalia, Carnivora, Otariidae. Gene Ontology annotation, cellular component: Golgi membrane. Gene Ontology annotation, molecular function: GTP binding; GTPase activity. The coding region runs from base 1 to 678 and encodes 225 amino acids.